AUGACGUCAUUUGGAGGAAAAGAAAUUAGAGAAGGAAACUUUAUGCCAACUUUCAAAAUCCAAGGUCAAGUAUACCACUCAAUAGGUAGCUUACUUCCUGAACAGAACAAGAGUCCGCAGUGCUUACAAAUCUAUUUCAUGUCUGAAGCUGAACAAAUUUCUAUUCGGUCAGAUAAUGCCCUAAAAAAAACUUUGAUUGAAUCAUUACAAAAGGUGAUGCAUGAUUGCAAUCCUCUUAUGAGAACUUUUAAAUCCAAUUAUGACUCUCGAACAGUAGAUGAACUUAAAAACUUAAAAUUGAUUAUUCAUGCUGAUCGAACUCCUGUUGGGGAGCAUCGAGGACGAUACAAUGCGCCUAGAGUGAAUGAAGUUGCUGCAUUAAUAGUGAACGAGGAAAAAGGCCCUAGAGACAUUAUUUUACAUGGUCGACAUGGGCGGUUGGAGCGAGUUUUUGAGCUCCACCGAUUCUAUGACUCCUUGCAAUAUCCUCUUAUGUUUGUUUUUGGAGAAAAUGGAUAUUCUAUUAAUGUACCACUUUACGGUGUUCCAAACAAAACUAACUUACUCAAUCAAUUUGUUGUUGAUAUGAUAGCAAAAAUGAUCACAGAACGUUUACUUUACUUGCGAACACAUCAGAAACAACUGCGUGCUGAAAGUUACAUUCAUCUACGAGAUGCAAUAAAUAAUGAUCGUAACAUUGAACCCUCCAGUAUCGGACAGCCUGUAAUAUUACCAUCCUCAUUCACUGGCUCACCGCGAUAUAUGCAUGAAAAAACUCAAGAUGCAAUGGCUUACGUAAACAGGCAUGAAAUUGUUUCAAGGGUUUUUCACUUGAAAUUAAGGAAACUUAUAGAUGUCCUCACUAAGAAAGCAAUAUACGGCGAAGUUGAUGGUUGGAUCUAUAGUGUCGAAUGGCAAAUACGAGGGCUACCUCAUGUGCACAUACUUUUAUGGCUUAAAACAAAAAUUCAGCCGGCUGAAAUAGACAAGAUCAUUUCAGCUGAAUUACCAGAUCCUCAACAAGAUCCCUUGCUAUUCAGUAUAAUUUCGAAAAGUAUGAUUCAUGGACCUUGCGGCGAAUGCAACAUGGCUUCACCAUGUAUGGAUAAUGGAAAAUGUACAAAAAAGUUUCCUCAAAAGUUUGUUAAAGAAACCCUAACUGCAGAUGAUAGCUACCCAACCUAUCGUAGAAGAGCCCCUGCAGAUGGAGGUCAUAGUUCUGUACUUACAAUUCGUGGCAAAGAAGUACAGAUUGAUAACCGUUGGUGCAAGCAAUUAAAUAUAUUUGCAAAUAUAUCAACAAAGGAUCGAACCGUGCCACUUUUUCAGUUGGAAACAUUGACGAAAUUGCAAACUAUGCUGAUGGACGCUAUAUUUGUUCCUCUGAGGGAUUUUGGCGUUUUUUUGACUUUGAGAUUCACGCACGUUGCCGCCUAUUACCGAUGGGACAGUAAUAAGUUUGUGAAAAGAAAACGGGGUAAAGAUGUUCCAGGCUGGCCAGGAUUAAAAAAAGAUUCAGCUAUAGGUAGAGUUUAUGCGAUUCAUCCCACCCAGUCGGAAUUCUUCCAUCUUCGAAUGUUACUUCAAUAUGUUCGAGGCCCAACUUCAUUUGAGUACUUAAAAACCGUUGAUGGUGUUACUUACACAACUUUCAAAGCUGCCUGUUACGCACUUGGUUUAUUGGAAAAUGAUGAUCAAUGGAAAAACACACUCGCAGAUGCUGCUUUGUCUGAUAAUCCAUCUAAAUUACGUGACUUAUUUGCUAUUAUUUUAGUUUUUUUUGAAUUUUCUGAAGAAGUGUUCAACAGAGGUUUAAUUGAAGUAGAAGACAAGAUCAUCUCUCUUUCAGAAAAAAAUUUGACUGCAUUUGGGCUAAACUCACCGGUUCGAGAUGAACUCUGUACUAAUGAUCCUUUGGAACAUUCCAUCAGACAUGGUUAUGAUCAUAACUAUUUAUAUAACUACGUUGAGCAAAAUCUUCCUAAAUCGGCUGGAAAACUGUCCCUUGCUGUUGAAUCUUCUGGCAUUGCUGCCACUCUCUUGAGUGGAGAAGAUUACACGUGCCCGAUACGCAAAAAUGGCCCACUUGCAAAAGUUCUUCAAGAUACAACAUUUAUUGUAUGGGAUGAGUGCACAAUGAGUCACAGAGCUCACAUUGAAGCAAUUAAUAGAACAUUGCAAGAUUUAAGAUCAAACCAGAAUUUAAUGGGUGGCAUUACAUUUGUUUUUGCUGGUGAUUUUAGGCAGAUGUUACCAGUAAUUCUGAGAGGAACUAGAGCUGAUAUUAUUCAUGACUGUUUAAAAUCAUCAUUUCUCUGGCAUUAUGUAGAGUCUCUUCAUUUACGUACUAAUAUGAGAGCACAUCUCUGCGAAAGAAACACGGAAUUUCCAACACAGCUAUUAAAAAUUGGCGAUGGCACGAUGGAAAAUGAAAACGGUUUUAUCACCCUAGAUCAAUCCAUUGGAAAACUGGUUACAACUGUCGAUGAUCUUAUUUCCGAAGUUUAUCCAGACAUUGAAAAUUUAUCAAACAAAUCAUACCAAUGGUUAUGUGAGAGAGCGAUAAUUUCACCAAGAAAUUCUACAGCAGAGGAAAUUAACAACAUUAUUCUUCAAAAGUUGGUAGCUGAUUCUCGAGAGUACCUCUCUAUUGAUUCAGUCAUCGCAUCUGAAGAUGUUGUCAAUUAUCCUCAGGAGUUUUUAAACUCCCUAACUCCAUCAGGAUUUCCACCCCAUAAGUUGAGUUUGAAAGUUGGAGCUUCGAUUAUGCUACUACGUAAUCUUCAACCCCCGAACCUGUGUAAUGGAACCAGACUGCAAAUUAAAACUCUGCGAAAUAAUGUUAUAGAAGCUACUAUUUUGACAGGUCCAGCAUCAGGACAAAUAGCUUUUAUUCCAAGAAUUCUGAUGAUACCAACUGAUUUACCUUUUCAGUUCAAGCGAUUACAGUUUCCUGUCAAAGUUUCUUUUGCGAUGACAAUUAGCAAGUCGCAAGGACAAACUUAUAAUUUUGUGGGGGUAGAUUUACGUUCAAACUGCUUUUCACAUGGACAAUUAUUAAGAUUGUAUUCUCAUUAUAAAGUCACUGAAACGGCCAAAGUACUAGUAGCUAUAAGUCCAUCUGCUCAAAUCAUACAUACCAGUUCCAUUUUUGGAGGACGAGCAUCUGACAAGGUGAUAUUCAACCAAAGUGGAAUCAUACAUAAAAUGAUACCUGAAGUCGAUACCUUGAUGGUUGAUAAAGAAUUUGACAUCGUUGAGGAAUGUUGUAAAAACCAUAAAAAGCUACUAAUGCCUCCAAAAUUGGGACGAAAGAAACAGUUUUCUCACGAAGACUUUGUAAGUACUGAAGACAUUGCUGCAGCCAAGGUUCACGUUUAA
Messenger RNA from Copidosoma floridanum, 3381 nucleotides. RefSeq lists its product as uncharacterized. The record is from RefSeq and is a predicted model, not a curated record. NCBI's taxonomy places the organism in Eukaryota, Metazoa, Arthropoda, Insecta, Hymenoptera, Encyrtidae.